CUUGCUUAUAAUGCCAUCCCACAUCCAUCUCGCCAGAUAAUCUCCAUUAAAGCAGAGAUAUUAACAGAGAGAGAGAGAGAGAGAGAGAGAGAGAGAGAUGGCGACGAAUGCGGAAACGACGACGAAGACAACAUCGAACAAUGGGGAAGAACAACAACAGCAAUCUCAGGCUCUCAGACACCAAGAAGUCGGACACAAGAGUCUUCUGCAGAGCGAUGCUCUGUAUCAGUAUAUACUGGAGACAAGUGUGUAUCCGAGAGAGCCAGAGUCGAUGAAGGAGCUCAGGGAAGUGACAGCGAAACACCCCUGGAACAUAAUGACAACAUCUGCAGACGAGGGGCAGUUCCUGAACAUGUUGAUAAAGCUGAUCAACGCGAAGAACACGAUGGAGAUCGGCGUUUACACUGGCUACUCUCUCCUCGCCACCGCUCUCGCCCUCCCCGACGACGGCAAAAUUUUGGCAAUGGAUAUUAACAGAGAGAAUUACGAGCUGGGUUUGCCAAUCAUUCAGAAAGCCGGAGUUGCCCACAAGAUCGAUUUCAGGGAAGGCCCUGCUCUCCCCUUUCUCGAUCAACUCGUUGCUGACGAGAAGAACCAUGGAAGCUAUGACUUUAUAUUCGUUGACGCGGACAAGGACAACUACUGGAACUACCACAAGCGGCUGAUCGACCUCGUGAAGGUAGGGGGAGUGAUCGGCUACGACAACACCUUGUGGAACGGCUCCGUCGUGGCGCCUCCCGACGCUCCUAUGAGGAAAUACGUCCGUUACUACAGAGACUUCGUGAUCGAGCUCAACAAGUCCCUCGCUGCUGACCCUCGGAUCGAGAUCUGUAUGCUCCCCGUUGGCGAUGGCAUCACUCUCUGCCGUCGGAUCAACUGACUCUCCUUCUCUUCCCUCUGUGCCUCGUCACACCUGAUUAUCGCUCCCCCCACCCUUCUCCCGUGCUCCACCUAAUAAAAAAAAGUUCUUUUAAUUGAUAUUUUCAUGUUUUUUUUUCCUGAACAAAUUAAGAAAUAUUUGCCUUUGGUUGAUUUCGAUAUAUAAGAGAGUUUAUCAUAUUUUUGUGGAUA
Messenger RNA from Tarenaya hassleriana, 1071 nucleotides. RefSeq names its product caffeoyl-CoA O-methyltransferase 5. Bases 98 to 880 code for a protein of 260 amino acids. The record is from RefSeq and is a predicted model, not a curated record. Gene Ontology annotation, molecular function: O-methyltransferase activity; S-adenosylmethionine-dependent methyltransferase activity. NCBI's taxonomy places the organism in Eukaryota, Viridiplantae, Streptophyta, Magnoliopsida, Brassicales, Cleomaceae. The transcript is spliced from 5 exons.